Molecule: messenger RNA, 1749 nt
Organism: Fusarium redolens
Lineage: Eukaryota; Fungi; Ascomycota; Sordariomycetes; Hypocreales; Nectriaceae
Exons: 2
Coding region: 225-1649 (474 amino acids)
Molecular function (GO): oxidoreductase activity
Source: RefSeq, a predicted model, not a curated record
CCUCUUCGCCUCAUCAGGGACGAUCAAUGAGCAAAUCUCACCCUCACAAACAGUACGACAAUGAGUAAGAUGCUCAGACCUAGAAGGUGUACGACUACCAAUCUGUUUCAGUUAUGUCAGAUUAUAGCCUCAAGAAGGAUUUAGCCGCCCUUGUUGUGUAGCGUAUAAAUAUGUCAGAGUAGCAGCUUUGCUCUUUUCCUCCUUACCUCUCCAUUCAUCUUAAAAUGACCAUCACUAAUUCACACUUGCCAGAGAAAGUCGACGUCGUCGUCGUCGGCGCAGGCCUUUCUGGUCUUCGUGCGGCUGUUGAAAUCCAUGAAGCUGGCCAUUCUGUUAUCGUUCUCGAAGCUGGCGAUAGAGUCGGCGGCAAGACUCUCAGCGUCGAUGCCUCUCACUUGGGAGGUAAAGUCGAUCUCGGCGCCGCUUGGCUCAAUGAUACGAACCAAAGCGAGAUUUUCAAGCUUGCGCAAGAGUUUGGUUUUGAUCUGAUCGAGCAGAGAGCCACUGGGUACAAUCUGCACCAGGAGGCAAAUGGCGAUGUUACCAAGAUAACCCAUGGUGUCGGAAUGCCUGUACCUCCAGAUGCAGCUGACAUUGUUCAGAAACUCAUUGAGAAGCUGAACAAGUGGGUUGACGAGAUUGACCCAGAGAAUCCUUCAGCUCAUCCUGAAGCCGAGAUGCUGGACUCUAUGACGUUCAAUCAACUCAGUGUGAAGUAUCUGGGACCCGAACUUGGUCCUGCUGUUGCUGAUGCGGCUACGAGUCCUCUCUUGGGUGUUGGGCCAGAUGAAGUCAGCGCCCUGUUCAUGGUCGACUAUAUCCGCAGCGGUACGGGCUUGGAUAAUAUGGCUUCUGAUAAGAAGGACGGAGGGCAAUAUUUGCGCAACAGACAGGGCAAUCAGACCUUUUCGAUCCGUCUAGCAGCAAAACUCCCAAAGACGUCUGUGAGACUUCGCAGCCCCGUCAAGACAAUCAAACAAGGCUCGGAUGGUGUCUUGAUCGAAACAGCCAACCCUAAGCAGAACUUCCGAGCCAAGAGAGUCAUUGUCUCAGUUCCCACGUGUCUCUACCCUUCUAUCAAUUUCGAGCCGCCGCUACCAGAGAGUAAAAAGACACUAGGCGAAAGCACUGCACUAGGCUGUACGUCUAAAGCCAUCUUUGUCUUUGACAAGCCGUGGUGGCGUGACGCUGGUUUCAGCGGCAUCAUAGAAUGCGAGACUGGUCCAAUUCACUUCUCGCGAGAUACAUGCUCACCAGAAGAUGGACAAUACAGCAUCACCUGCUUUGUCGUGGGUGACAGAGGCAGAGACUGGUCCAAGUGGUCAUACACAGAGAAACGAAGAAUCGUGUUGGAGCAAUUCAACGGAGUCUUCAGUGGUGUCGGUGUAAAAGCACCCGAACCUGUCAAUAUCAUCUUGCAGGAGUGGAUCAAGCAGCCCUGGAUUUGGGGUUGCCCAUCACCGGUGAUGAUGCCGGGGACGUUGACGAGUGAUAGUGGGAAAGCAUUGCGUGAGGUGGUUGGGAGACUGCAUUUUGUAGGCACUGAGACUUCGUUGGUCUGGAAGGGGUAUAUGGACGGUGCGGUGAGGAGUGGAAUACGGGGAGCCGAAGAGGUUAUUCGGGCUUUUAAGGGAGAGUUGGCGGAAUAGCCACCCACCACCUGGACCUAUAUGAUGUAGUUAACCCGUAGAACAGAAACAAGACAGACAGCCUUCAUGAGAACGUAAUUAUUUAUACUGAAGAUAUAUU